Molecule: messenger RNA, 6391 nt
Organism: Jaculus jaculus (lesser Egyptian jerboa)
Lineage: Eukaryota; Metazoa; Chordata; Mammalia; Rodentia; Dipodidae
Gene: Arl5b
Product: ADP ribosylation factor like GTPase 5B
Exons: 6
Coding region: 58-597 (179 amino acids)
Biological process (GO): protein localization to Golgi membrane; vesicle-mediated transport; intracellular protein transport
Cellular component (GO): cytoplasm; trans-Golgi network
Molecular function (GO): GTP binding; GTPase activity
Source: RefSeq, a predicted model, not a curated record
CGCGGCCCGCCGCCGGUGCCGGCACCUGCUGCCGAGCGCCGCCGCCCCGGGCUCACGAUGGGGCUGAUCUUCGCCAAACUGUGGAGCCUCUUCUGUAACCAAGAACACAAAGUAAUUAUAGUGGGAUUGGAUAAUGCAGGAAAAACCACCAUUCUUUAUCAGUUCUUAAUGAAUGAAGUCGUUCAUACUUCUCCAACCAUAGGAAGCAAUGUUGAGGAAAUAGUUGUGAAGAACACCCAUUUCCUUAUGUGGGAUAUUGGGGGUCAAGAGUCUCUGCGGUCAUCCUGGAACACGUACUACUCAAACACAGAGUUCAUCAUUCUUGUUGUUGACAGCAUUGAUAGGGAACGCCUAGCUAUUACAAAAGAAGAAUUAUACAGAAUGUUGGCUCAUGAGGACUUAAGGAAAGCUGCAGUCCUUAUCUUUGCAAAUAAACAGGACAUGAAAGGGUGUAUGACAGCAGCUGAAAUCUCCAAAUACCUCACCCUUAGCUCGAUUAAGGAUCAUCCGUGGCACAUUCAGUCCUGCUGUGCUUUGACAGGAGAGGGGUUAUGCCAAGGUCUAGAGUGGAUGACCUCCCGGAUUGGUGUGAGAUAAUUUUUUGCUUGAAAAAGACUGCUCUAUUUAUUCAGUGACAUGAACAUUUUUCCAGGUCCUGUUGGCUGCUGGGGCAGCAGCAUGUUUAAUUUAUAGCAACUCAAACCUCUGAGCAACACUUGAAUCAAGUGCGGCUGAACUGGAACAUCCAGGAUGCUUUCUAAAUGUUUUCAAUGCACUAAGCUUCAGUUGGAUGAACAGAACAUGUCACUGUUCUCAGAAACAGAACUCCUCUGACUGCUUAUUCUCAUUAUUCAUUGGCUGCCUUGUACAAAUUGUCCUAUGUUUAGUGUUAUCUGAAAUACUGUUACAUUCUUUAUAACCAGUUUCUUUCAGUUCUUGGCCCUCCCUUUGCAGGUACUUAAUGAUUUGAUAGAGCAGUAGUGGAAAUCAUCAUGCACUAAGUCUUUUUUUUCUCCCUCUAUAAACCAGUUUUAUCUUUUCGACAAAAUUAAUUUUAAAGAGAAGACUAUGUCUAGAAGAUACAUGUAAUGAAGAUUAAACAUGAGUAUUUGCUCUUAAACUUCCUUCAUAUUGUUGCAUGUCAGGAUAAUUUUAAGUUGCUAUGUGCAUGGAAAUUGAGCAGUCUGUUUAUCUAAAGGAGUUAAGUUUGCUUUUCUGCCUACAAAAUUUGGUCAAAAAGCCCAACUUUGAUGACUACAUCUUGUAUUUCAAGAGUACCUUUAUUUACUGCAUAUAUCACUACCCAAAGUUAUUAAAGCACACCAGCAGAAAAUUAAGAUAGGACACUCAGAAUAUAUUUUACUAUCAAUUUAAAAUGAAUUACCAGCAAACAUUUCAGCUGCUUUGAUUGCCAGAGACAUCAUCUGCUUUGGGCAGUGGCGAAAGCAGACGUCUGAAAUAUUGUUUUAUGUCUUACAUUUUGAAAUAGUGUCAUGGCAUUUUCAUCACCAGCAUUAUAUUACUUCAAAACUCAUGGAGCUUUCCUUAAAUCUGUUUAAGGGUGUUGUGAAAUGUGCUUGAGACAGUGGUCAUCUUUGUAGUUACACUUCAACCCUAAAAUCUUCAUACUGCUAAAGUCAGUCUUAGUUUUUAUCAUAGUGCUAAGUGACUCAAACUUAAAAUCCUUACAGCUUAAAAAUUGUUUAUGAAUGAUUAGAAUGAAGGAAAUGGUCAUAGUCUAUCAAAAGUUUAUUUGGGUAGCAUUAAAAAAGUUUUCAAGGAAGUUUUCUAAUAUGAAAAAUAAAAGUGGAUAUCUUAAGUUCAGAGGGAAGACAAGUAUUGCAAUUUCAGUUCUGCUUAUAACUCAUAAUCAAGAGUGAAAGCGAAAAGCAGGCGUAAAUCAAUGUGGUUGUUCUGUGGUGUAUGUGAUGGUGGUGGGGAGGUGGGAAUUAAGAAAAUACCAUUUAUCUAAAGCACACUUUGCCUGAACUUUUGCCUCAUAUCAUAUUGUUAACAUAAAUACAAAAAGUAAUUCUCAAAAGCCUGUCCUGAAAAAAAGCAUAUUUAGUACUCCAGUAUUUCUUCAUAUGAAAUAUUUAUCUGCCUUCUUGUAUUGAAUGAUGUUGGCUGGUUCAGUUUUCUUCUAUCAGAUGAUAUAUGGUUAUUUUUUAUAUUACCACAUCAGCAUUAUAUGGAAAGUGUUUUUUAAUAUUGAUUGUAUUUUGUCAAAUAGCUACUAGUAUAGACUCAAAUUUGCUAUUUAAUUGUUAAAAUGCAAUUUAUUUUCUUUUUUAAAUCCUUUUUAAAGCAUAUAAUUAGUUUUGGAUUAGAAGCAAUGCAUGCUAACUAUUUAGAAGUGAAAUUGGCAUUCAAGUAGACACUGUGCCAGCAACUUGACAGUUCUGUUAGGAACUUCAUCAGAGCCCUUUUAAAGGGCUUCCAUUAAAUCUUUCCUUUCUCAGUGGGAAACAAAUGGUCCUUUACUCCAAGAGAAUGUUUUGCCUGAGCAGGUACUGAUACUGAAGCAUUGGCUCUACCGUCGCUGUGGCUCAGCUCAUUGGAAAAUACUAGCGGAUGAAAAUGUAAACGUGUGAUUAGUGCCUUCAUUCAUAUUUUGAGAUCAGUUCUCCGUCUGUGAAGUCAGACAGCUUGGUGAGUGAGGACAGUUUGCACGCUCUUCUGCAGCUCCACGUAUAGCUCGUCAGUUUCUGGGUAGAAACAUCCCCCACUCAUAUUCACUCCAGGAGAUGAGUCUAAAUUUCAUUUUUAAGUGGAAGAUAAUGAAAUUAUAUUUUAACCAGAACGUUUUCAGUGUUACAACUUAAAUAUGAAAGUACCCUUGGAGGUUCAAAUAUGGCAUUUUCCUUAACCUAAGUAUAUUAUCCUCUUCAUCUCAAAACCCAUUAUUCUUACUGAAAUCCAUUGAGAAUUCCUAUAGAAUUAAGUCAUUUUAUAAAGGUAUGUACUAAAUAUUUUUAUUUUUCAUUCCUUAAACCUUAAAUAUAUGUGUAUGUGUGUGUGUACAUAUAUAUGUAAUCUAUUGAAACUUGAGGAUUGAGAAUGGAAUACUUGCUUUCAGCUCUUGUGUUAAUGCAGUACAAAAAUGGUUGUUGUUAUGUCAUGCUCCUUAGAAGAAAGAGUACAAGCUUCAGUGUUGGGGCAAAACCAUUUUAAAUGGCAUCACCCCUGCAGCCACAAUCACUUGUUUUACAGGGGAGGGAGUGGUCUGAAACAGACUUUCAUAGAGCUCAGGCUUAUCUCCAACCCAUGAUCUACCUGCCUCUGCCUCCCACUGCUGGGGUUGUCACAGUCAUUCUGUUUCAGUAUGAUUUAACUGUUACUGUCUGUAGCAUAGAAAGAAGUAGUUAUUUUCCAAUAGACAAUGCACCCUGAUGUUACCGUCUCAAAGAAAAUAAAGUGUUUUUAAAUUUUUUUUUUAUGUAGUGGCUUAGGUCAAAUUAUACGCAGAGUUGUUUCCAAGGGCACUCAUUUCAUCUUUAUAUAAAGCCAUAUAUUAGAAAAUAUAGUUUCUAGGCUUCUAGAUGGACAAGUUUUAUUGGCAUUUAUCUGUGAAGACCGUUAUAAAUCUUAUUUUUUUUGUCCAUGACUGGAACCUCACACAAACUUCAAUUCUGAAAGAUCUUUUACAUUUUGUCAGGCUAGAAUCAGUUCACGAUGCAGCAUGGUAUCUUGUGUCUAGUAGAAUGCAAUCCUGGCUAUGUAAAGAAGCAGGUGUGAAUCUUAAAUUGGCCAAGUGACAUUUGUCCAGUUGACCUAAGACAGCUACUGUCCUUGGCCUUCCUGCUCUUCUUCCCAUACUGAGAGGGCUUCUGAAAGCAAACCAGAGCCCUGCAGCAUUGCGUAGUUUUCAUACUAUGACUUAAUUACGUGCUGCUACUAACAUUUCUAAAAGUUUAAAAUAAUACAGAAUACGUACAGUAUGAAAUACAAAAUCAUUUUGUCUACUAGUGGCUCCCACUCCCAUUAUUAUUUCAUUUAGUCUGUGAAUACUAAUCACGUAGAAAACAGUACACCAAUUAGUAACUGCUCAUUCACUUAAACAGACUAAUAACUAAUGAUGAUAAAAAGUGCAAAGCCAUUAUCCAUAAGAAGGUAGCAUUGAACUGCUAACAGAGCGCCUGUGUGUGGAAAUACUCUGUUCUCGAGAAAUGGCAUUGUGUGUUCUCCCAAUGUUUCUGAUUGUGUAGGAGUGUUUGGUUCAUUCUAUUUGUUGCCUUUAGCCAUUAUUCCAAACUCUGGCUUUCCAAUCCUGAAUGGAGAGAAUGGCCAGGAUGUCUGUGGUUUACACAUCUGUGUAAAUGUAGAAGUAGCUUAUAUUUAAGGCUAGUUCUUCAGUUUGUCUCAUCCUUUUUCAUUUAAUAUUAGUGUCAGGGCUGAAACUCAAAAGCCAGUUUCCUUAAAAAGUGCAUUUUAAUAAUUCUAGGUGACCAAGGAUUAAAUAGAGGUCAACAACAACAACAAAAAAGUUCUGUUUCUCCACUUUAAAUUUCAAGUAAGAAAGAAAUGUAUCAACUGGGCCUGGGAUUAGUUUUAAGAGUCUAUGGUUUGGUGAAACAUGUUGGGGGGAGGGAUUAAAUUGGGAGCUUUAGAGGCAUACCCAGAAACAAACUCAGAACACUUGAAAUUAACAAGCUAGGGUAGGAAAUAAACCUUGUAAAUAGGAAGCAUGGAUAGAGGAAUAGGAAGUUUUCUCCUUCCUCUCAUUUUAAGGCAUUUAAAGCUAACAAAGGUAUAAACGUUAAUGGUGAGCUAGAUGGCCUGCAUUAUGUUUAAUAUGGAAAACCCCUGAAGACAUACUAACUUCUUACAAUUUAUAGCUAUAGUCACAUAGAGCAUCUUUUACAGUUUUUAAAUCAGUAAUCUACACUUCUCUGAAAAUGGCAAACUAAAAAAAUGUGCUGUGUAUCAUUUUGGGUGUGGAAAACACAAGUUAUACAAGAAUGAAAAUGUUUUGUUGCAUAAACUUGUAAAAUUUUCAUUUAAAAAAUUACCUACUUUUCAGUUCACAAGGUGCUUUGUUCAAGUUUGUGGAAUGUUGUACCAUACCGUAAACUCCUCUUCACCCAAGCUGUGUAGGAAAUAGGCAAACCUUACCCUAAGGAUAGAGCAGCUACCAGAUUUACAUACAGUUCUCAUUGAAACAUUUGAAGUCAACAUUUAAUUAGUUAAAUAGAAUGAGGGUGAGGAAAGCCCUUCAAUUUUUCUGAAUUUGCAUACUGUGAACACACUUGGUUCAGCACUGAUAGGACGGCAAAUGACCAUCAGUUGUACAUGAUUUAUUUUCAUACGCUAACUGUUCGUGAGAAACUAGUCAUUUGAAACCCGUAGGAAAUUCAGGGACCCUGAAGCUCCUAUGUUAUUCUCUUGGAGUAAACUUUCAGUCUAGUUGUAAAAAUGGUUUGUUUUUUGUUUUGGUUUUUGAAAUUUAGAUGCUACAUCAUUGACAUUGCCAAACAAAAUGAUGGCUGUGGCUUUUUCUUCAAUUGUGGAAUGUUAUAAAUUUUACCAAGUUCAUCUGUUCCACAGAACAUAAACAACAGCAAAAGUGAACAGCCAUUACCUGCACUUUUGUAUUUAUUCUAAUCAUUAUAAUAGUUACAGUCACACACUGUCAUCCCCAAGUCAGUUGGUGCUUUAAAGCAUUGAAGAGGCACUAGCAGGCUCCGAGUCCAGAACACUUUCUGCCUUAGAUUGUAAAACUACUGUAACUGUAUGUGUAUUCAUAUUUCCAUUCAUUUCUUAAGAUUUAAAUAUACAUGCCAUCUUUUACAUUUCAGACUUAUUACAUUUCAGACUUACUGCAAAAGCUCUGAUGAUAUUUUUGCUAAUCAGCUUGGCAAAUUGAGUAUUAUUAUUAAUAAGGUGAAAGUUAUGAAUUUAGUCUCUCGUGUGCCCUCUUGUAUUGUACAGAAAAAAAAGAAUAUCUUUCAAACUGCAUCUGAACCCUAACGAAGCAAUGGAAACGUGUGCCAUUGGUCCGAUAUAUAAACACUAACAAGGAAAAUUUAAAAGUAAAUGACUAAAUGCAUAUUUUCACAUUACCACUUACUACUAUAAAUUGUUCCAAGCAUGUUCUUCUGGUGGUGAGGUUGUUUAAAAGACAUGUUUUUAGAAUUUUAAAUCUUGUCUGUCAUGAAAUGCUUCUUUUCUGUGUUAAGUUCAAGUUGCUUGUUCUCAUGAUUUUAUUUAUACAAUUAUGUUCUAAUGAGUUGUUCGCAUGCCAACUUACCCAAGGAGAAAGACGCUCUGGAAUGUUCAUCUUUUAGACAGGCUUUGGCUAAUUUGCAAUCAUGGUGCAAUACAGAAUAACAUUCAUUUGUUUUUAGUCCACAGUUUUAUUUUGUCAUAAUAAAUAAUUACUUUUCCAAUA